AUGGUAGCCAAGACGAGCUUCCCGGACCUCAACUCGGCUCACCACACCACGCCAUCAUCCUCGGUUUCGUCUGCAUCGUCAUCGUCAUCGUCAUCAUCAUCCGGCAUUCAGGGUGACUCGGCGGGUGCUGAGCGAGCUGCGCUUGCUGAUCUGCACCCCUUCCUCGUGCGUCGCCUGCAGUCGCUCGGCAUCCACGCGCUGUCCGACGUCCAAGCCAAGACACUGCCAAUGAUGCGAGCGGGAAACGACAUGAUCGUCACGUCCCAGACAGGAUCGGGAAAAACUCUUGCUUACUUGCUGCCAUUGUUUGAUCGGAUGCUGCGAGAAUCACACGUCCCGGAAUCCGCCGCAACCCCGGACGCGGUUUGGGCUUCGUUGAACGCAACCCGACGCAAGAACGCUGCCGCAGGUGCAAAAGCCGCAAUGCAGUCGCAGUCGCCCUUCCAUCAGAUGAACAAAACCGCAUCUGUACUGAUUCUAACGCCGUCGAGCGAUCUCGCUGCCCAAAUCAAGUUUGUUUGCGACAGCUUUUUCAAGCUGGAGCGGCAGGACUCGACAGCGGCCUCGUCACAAGUCACGGUGUUGUUUGGCACCACGGCACUGCACUUUCACCAGGCCGAGCCCCACACACAUGUGAUUGUCAGCUCGGUGGACAAACUGUUUGAGUUUUACCCCAGCUUCGAGGCUGCUCGCAGCGCCCUACUCCGAUGGCAAACGCUCAUAGUCGAUGAGGCUGACACAGUGCUGGCCAAUGCACACGUGUCCAAGUUUUUAGUCCAUCUGCAGGUGCAGAACAAGCGGUGGGCAGCGCAACAACGGAAGAUUGCGCUCGGCAAGAUCCAACCACCGCCACAGCACCUCCUUCAACCCUCCCGCAUCCAGCAGGUAUUUGUGGGCGCCAUUCCCACUACACCCGCGCUUGGAGAACGGUCCCCAGCGCUUCUUUCCUUGAUGAAACAGACGUCACCGCUUCCUGUGGUCAUCGGGCGAGGCGAGGCGGGUGCUUCCGCUGCCCCAGUUGUGCCCGCGACUAAAGGGGCUUUGUCCCCAUCUGCUGUUUCUUCUGAAGAUAUCACGACCAUCGCACACCCGAAAGUCUCGUUGGACGAUGGCACACAAACCGUGGCGUCCUCCUCCUCUCAUCCUGAUCCUGCAUCAACGCCGGCGCACGUCGGUAUUCCCACCACCCUUUCCCACUUGCUUGUCCCUAUCAGUAGCCUGGAGGUGGUCCGCGAUAUGCAGGCUCUAAACCAAGGCCCGGCAGCUGGCGAGGACGAGCUGGACGACGCGGCAGCAUUACUGCAAGGCAGUAAUCCGGAUGCUACUGCUGCUGCUGCUGCUGACGAACGAAAGAUGCGGUAUAUGGAACUCAAUCGACCUCAUUUAACGGCAACAAUUGUUGGCAUGAUUUUGGCAAGGCAGCCAGUCUCUGCUACUUCGCUGGGCAAGCUGGCUCUGGUGGAGCAACCUCGUGACGAAGCAGGCGAGACAAGUGCGAGCACGGACAGCGCUACGACAGCAAAUGACCCACCGGCGCCUUCUGCAGUUAGUGGCUCGAAUCCCGAUAUUCUGGAAUUCCCAGCAAAGCAGGAUGCCCAGCCACAGCAGUCGCGCCGCCGACCACCGUGCGUCCUGGUCUUUACAGCGGAUGCAGCACGGGCAGCGGCGGUGCACCUCCGACUGAAAAAGUUUGGCAUUUCCGCCGAGCUGCUCUCCAGCCAGCGCGAGUUGGAUGCGCGGGUGCUGACGACCGCGAGAGCAUCGCAACACUUGGCCAAAGUGAUUGUCGCCACGCCAAUCGCCGGUCUAGGUCUGGACUUUGGGCAAGCCGUCACGCAUGUCGUCAAUCACGAUGCGCCCAACUCUCGAGAAAUGUACUUGCAUCAAGCAGGGCGGACUGGCCGCGCCGGGCGCGCAGGUCAAGUGAUUACGCUGUACGACAACACGACCACGUCGUCGCGCCGCCCAAUCCGCCGCCUUGCUCCAAUGACAUUCUCAUCAUCACCUGCAGCAGCAACCGCAGCAGCAACCACCGCAGCAGCAGUGGAGCGGCGGCUCGCUCAAUCCCUCGCUGCAAACGCCGACAAUCGCACCGCUCUUGGUUCGUUCGCGAUCGAGCUCUUCACGCGCCUCCAGCAGCAGCGCCAGUCGCUCCAGCGCGAGCAGCAGUACAAGCGCAGCAGCCAGUCACAGCCCCAGUCGCCGCCGUCGUCGUCGCCGCGCCACUUUGACCGCGCCUCCCUCGUCCGCCACAACAACAACAAUCACCACCCACUUGUCUCCUCGUCCUCGUCGUCGUCGGAUGCCGCGGCUGUGGCUGCGUCAGCUGCGCUCGCUGCGCUGCCAUUGGGCGUCUUCCCGCCAGAGCUCGUCCUCACGUUUGUCCUGCGCGUGCUCCAGGCCUCCGUCUCGCUGACGGCCACAGAGUCGCCUCUCCUGCGCCCUGCAGAUAUUGCCGCGUCGUCGGACGCGCUGCUGGACGCGGACUUGGCGGUGGACACGUCGUCACUGGCGCCGGUGCAUUACAUUUUUGGCUAUGGUUCGCUCAUCAACGCCAGCUCGCGGUCGCGCACUGGGCAGACCGGCGACGCAAUCGCAGUGCGCGUCUCGGGCCUCGUGCGUGCGUGGAAUGUCGCCUGCCCCCACUCGGGCAUGACUGCGGUCGGCGUCUUGCCUCAGGCCGGAGCCACUUGCAACGGCGUUCUUGUUCCGGUGGUUACGCCCGAAGUCGAUCUGCCAAAGUUUGACAAGCGCGAACGCUACUACCGCCGCGUGUCCAUCCCGCUCGAUGCCAUCACUGUGUAUUCCGGCGACUCGGUCCGCGCACACGUUGCGCCCGCAGCCUAUGUAUGGACGUACAUGGUGCUCGAGCCUCAGGCGCCCAGCCAGAGCUUCCCGAUUGCCCAGACCUACCUCGACAUCAUCCUCUCUGGCUGCUUGUCGUUCAGCCGUGCGUUUGCUGAGGAGUUUAUCGUCUCGACCAAUGGCUGGGCCACCGAGUGGAUUAACGAGCGCCAGUCUCCUCGCUACUCGCGCGCUGCCUGCGAGAGCCGUCCCGAUGCGGAAAUCUUGGACAAUCUCCUCCAGGAAACGCUGGCCAGCUACUUUGCUCGACGCACCGCCUUGGCCGUCUCCGACUCGUACUGA
Capsaspora owczarzaki ATCC 30864 is the source of this 3147-nucleotide messenger RNA. RefSeq lists its product as hypothetical. Lineage: Eukaryota; Filasterea; Ministeriida; Capsasporidae. The record is from RefSeq and is a predicted model, not a curated record. Gene Ontology annotation, molecular function: ATP binding; nucleic acid binding. The coding region runs from base 1 to 3147 and encodes 1048 amino acids. The transcript is spliced from 5 exons.